Molecule: messenger RNA, 1560 nt
Organism: Phialemonium atrogriseum
Lineage: Eukaryota; Fungi; Ascomycota; Sordariomycetes; Cephalothecales; Cephalothecaceae
Product: major facilitator superfamily domain-containing protein
Exons: 1
Coding region: 1-1560 (519 amino acids)
Biological process (GO): transmembrane transport
Cellular component (GO): plasma membrane
Molecular function (GO): transmembrane transporter activity
Source: RefSeq, a predicted model, not a curated record
AUGGUAGAGUAUCCUGAGCUGGUAGGCAAGGAAGAUAAAGACAAGUCAGGUCGCCGAAAACCCACGGAAAGCGAGCAUCUCCCACGGCAUGGCCAAGGCACGCUUUCAGACCCCUUCGUGGUCGAGUUCCGGCGGGGCGACCCUCGCAACCCCAUGAACUUCUCCGCCACGCGGAAGUGGCUGAUCACCUCCGUCGUCACCAUAUCCGUCUUCGCCGUCACCCUCACCUCGUCGGCCUACUCGGCCUCAUCCGAACAGAUCACAGCCGAGUUCGGCGCAAGCAGGGAACUCUUCGCCCUCGGCGUAUCCCUCUACGUACUGGGCUUCGCCGUCGGGCCGGCCCUGUGGGCCCCCCUGUCAGAGCUGUACGGGCGCCAGAUCCUGUUCGUCACCACGCACGCCUUCGUCGUGGCCUUCGUCGCCGCCUCGGCCGGCUGCCGGUCGAUGGCGCAGCUGCUGGUCUUCCGGUUCCUGGCCGGCACAUUCGCCGCGUCGCCCCUGACCAACUCGGGCGGCGUGAUUGCCGAUCUCUUCCCGUCCGCCCAGCGCGGUCUCGCAAUGUCGGUUUUCGCUGCCGCGCCGUUCAUGGGGCCGAUGCUUGGCCCGGUCGUUGGUGGCUUCAUCACCAUUACGGUCGGCUGGAGAUGGGUCCAGGGGGUCUGCUGCAUCUUUGUUGGAGUGGUAUGGAUUGUUGGCAGCGCCCUGCUACCCGAAACAUACCCGCCGGUUUUGCUGCAAAGGAGGGCGAAGCGUCUAUCUCAGGAGACGGGGAAGGUGUAUAUCAGCGUGCUCGAGAGGAACACCGGCGGAGUCGAGCUGUCCGAAGUCUUUGGUAAAGCUAUCAAGCGGCCCUGGGUGCUUCUCUUCUGCGAGCCGAUCGUACUGAUCGCAUCGGUCUACCUGGCCAUAUUAUACGGCACAAUCUACAUGUUCAUGGGCGCAUUUCCGAUUGUCUACGAAAAGUCGAGGGGCUGGAAUGCGGGCAUCGGAGGGCUCGCCUUCCUGGGCCUCACGAUCGGCAUGCUUUUCGGGCUGCUAUAUACCAUUCUGGACAACGGGCGCUACAAGAAGCUGGGCAAAGGCGCGCCCCCAGAAGCCCGCCUACCUCCCGGAAUGAUCGGCGCCGUCGCCUUGCCGGUCGGCAUGUUCGCCUUUGCGUGGACCAACUCCCCCAGCAUACACUGGUCCGCCAGCAUCAUCCUCUCGGCGCCCUUUGGGUUCGGGUGCGUGCUGGUCUUCCUGUCGUGCCUCAACUUUCUGCUCGACGCCUACACCAUCUACGCGGCGUCAGUGCUCGCGGCCGGCGCGAUGCUCAGGGCCUUCUUCGGCGCGGCGUUCCCGCUGUUUGUGGCGCAGAUGUACGAGAGGCUCGGGGUCCACUGGGCCAGCUCGGUGCCGGCGUUCCUCACCGUUGCAUGUCUGCCGUUCCCCUUUGUCGUGUAUAAAUAUGGCGCUGCGCUGAGGAUGAGGUGCAAGUAUGCGCAGGAGGCUGCUGUCCUGAUGAGUCGUCUGCAGGCUUCUGAAGUCUCUAGUGCCGACGAGGAAUCGUCUUCCGUGUAG